AUGGUUUCUCCGCAGAAAGCAUGGACCUGGCAGUUCAUCAGUGUGCUGGUCAUCACAUACCUGUCCAUGUCAGCGCUGACUUACGCGAGGGUGUGUCUCAACUCUCCAUCCGAGCUCUUCAGAAAAUUCGUGGGACAGAUGACGUUCAGCAAGAUAUAGACGCCCUGCAUGCGGAGCUGAAGGAAUCUAGUGGCAAAGCUCAGGUAUAUCACGGAGUGGCACUGUAUGUCCAUGUAAGGCACAACACUAUAUGGCGUGUUGUGGCAUAGUGUAACGCGCACUGUGUUGUAUUGUGAUAUGAUGAGGAUUGUGGUGGUUGGCGUGUGCUUU
This is a messenger RNA of Aplysia californica (California sea hare), 330 nucleotides long. Its product is annotated as solute carrier family 2, facilitated glucose transporter member 3-like. Gene Ontology annotation, cellular component: membrane. The record is from RefSeq and is a predicted model, not a curated record. Gene Ontology annotation, molecular function: hexose transmembrane transporter activity. NCBI's taxonomy places the organism in Eukaryota, Metazoa, Mollusca, Gastropoda, Aplysiida, Aplysiidae. Gene Ontology annotation, biological process: monosaccharide transmembrane transport.